AUGGGGAGACGAUCGUUUAAGCAGUUCGUGGAACAAGAACUCGGGGGCGUCCCCGAGUUCUUCAUCUACGCGGUUCUCGAAUGGGUGAUGAUCUUCAUGUUGUUCAUCGGCGGGUUCGUCGCGUUCUUCGCGUACGAAUUCGCCCGGUUUUUCGAGCUGCCGAUCCCUUGCUUUCUUUGUGCGAGGCUCGACCUGCUCGGGACGAACGACGACCGAUGUUACAACGAAUCGAUAUGCGACAACCACAAGAAGAGCGCGUCGUGUCUCGCCUUCUGUCAUGUCCACAAGAGGCUUUCCGACAUCCGGAACUUGUGCGAGAGCUGCCUCCUGUCGUUCGCGACCGAGAGGGAAACCGAUUGCAAUAGGUACAAGUCCCUGUUGGGGAUCUUACACAAGGAUGUGGAUCAGUUGUUGGUCGACGAAAACAACAACGAAGUACAUCACUCGUUGCCGCCGGCUUCCGAUGCUAAAAGGGAUGAAAGACCGGCGGGUUUUGAGAGGAGCAAUGAGCAUCGUUGUACGUGCUGUGGGCAUCGAUUGAAGGUGGAAUCCACCGGUUCCAAGGGCAGAAAUUCUCCCCUGUCUUCCCUUGCUCCGUCGCCGUCGGCCGAUCAUUUGUCGCCGGAGGACAAUGAUCGCUCAAGGGGAUUAGCCCUUGAUAUGCCAUUGAAGGAAGAUGGCAAGGGUGGUCCAAUGCCAAUGGUGCCGGAGGGUGAUGAAGAAGACAAGACCGCGAAGAGCAGCAAGUUCUUCGGCAUCCCUUUGUCGGAUUCCUCAGCCGACAGUCCCCGGUGGGCGGCCAAAACUCCGAGGAAGAUACUGCUUCACACAUCGGAGUUCGCCGCCGCUGAUUGCAACGACGACGGCCACACCCCCAGCAGUCCCCGCAUGGGGCGGAAGUCAUUGAUGGCACUGUACAUGGAACUCGACGAAGAACGCAACGCCUCCGCCGUGGCCGCCUACAACGCGAUGGCGAUGAUCACCAGGUUACAAGCCGAGAAAGCGGCGGUUCAGAUGGAGGCGUUCCAGUACCAGAGGAUGAUGGAAGAACAAGCCGAGUACGACCAAGAAACACUGGAGGAGAUGACCAAUCUGGUGGCCAAAAGAGAGGAGGAACUCAAUGACUUGGAGAUCGAACUCGAGGUUUACCGGGCCAAAUACGGCCGCCUGCAGGAAAGCGAUUUCGAAAAGCAUACACAAAGAGACGAGAACGACGAACUAAACACCACCACCAUCAACGACGGCGACACCAAAACGACGUCGCUUUCGUCCUCCAACUGCGACAAACCCGAAACCGCACUAACUAUUACCAGUAGGGAAAACUCGACGACUCAGAAAGAUCAUCAUCAGAUUGAGUCAGAGGUGGAGCCGGCAGAAGCAGCAGCCACCAUGGACAAAACCAAGAAAGUGGGAACCGAUUCCGAUCCGAUGGCGGAGAAGACGGGAGGGGAAGCCACGGCCAAAUCAAAGAAAGCAAUGCGUCAAAUGGAUCGGAUGAAAAUUCUAGAGAAGAAGAUGCACAUUUCGACGAUGGGAAGGUUUCAGAGGCAAAAUAGUGAGAUUGGCGAAGACUUUGAUGAGUAG
Molecule: messenger RNA, 1584 nt
Organism: Hibiscus syriacus
Lineage: Eukaryota; Viridiplantae; Streptophyta; Magnoliopsida; Malvales; Malvaceae
Product: probable myosin-binding protein 5
Exons: 2
Coding region: 1-1584 (527 amino acids)
Molecular function (GO): myosin binding
Source: RefSeq, a predicted model, not a curated record